Didymella exigua CBS 183.55 is the source of this 832-nucleotide messenger RNA. RefSeq lists its product as uncharacterized. The transcript has a single exon. NCBI's taxonomy places the organism in Eukaryota, Fungi, Ascomycota, Dothideomycetes, Pleosporales, Didymellaceae. The record is from RefSeq and is a predicted model, not a curated record. The coding region runs from base 251 to 706 and encodes 151 amino acids.
GCAAAGCACAACCGGGUCACAGGAACAUUCCUAGUGGGUUGACGAUCAAACGAACGCUACCGACCAGCACAUAUCUGCGAUACACAGGCAUUACGCAAUCACAGAUGAAGCCUACUUACUGGAGAACCCCGCUUAAAUCGAAAUAUACACGAGCACAAGUCAUUAAGCCCUUGUCCGAGUUCGAGCUUACUCGGGAGUCCGGCUAACGGUCCGAUACGGACACAGAAUGGCGGAACUAAUUUGAGCAAGAAUGGGCAGCGAAUGUUCCGAGAGACGUACAGUAGGGGCCUCCCAGCAGCUUCCCCUUUGGUCGAACGACGCAGGAUCUAGGACUCGAGAAUGUGACAUGGGCAGGGUCGCUGCACCAAAAUUGGUGCACUAUGGGCUAUACGGGAACGCGCACGAGCAGCGCAUCCGCCAGCUCGCAGCAUGUCACAUCGGGUCCGGGGACGCGUUCCCCUGUCAUCCGGUACGGAGUAUGCAUAGCAUGGCCAGACGCGUUGUAUACACACUAAUAACACGCAGUGUAUACACACUAGUCACACGCAAUGGCGGUACACCAGUCACACGCAGUGGCUGUACACCAGUCAAAUGUACGCCAUCACUAUGGCAAGUCAUGGAAACUACAACUGAUUCGCCACUCGGCCUCACAGGCGUAGAGGAUGGAUUGGUUUGCACACACUGUACUCAGGACCCAGAAGGUUGACGAGAUUGUGCUGCAUCUGGCUUACGAACAGAUGACGAUACAGAACUCCUCCGGACCGCGGAAAUCCUGGCUAGAGCUCGAUCAACCUUGACAGUGACAGCAAAUAAGCUCAACAUUUGAAUGUUC